Messenger RNA from Aspergillus terreus NIH2624, 1602 nucleotides. RefSeq lists its product as uncharacterized. Gene Ontology annotation, cellular component: nucleus. NCBI's taxonomy places the organism in Eukaryota, Fungi, Ascomycota, Eurotiomycetes, Eurotiales, Aspergillaceae. The transcript has 3 exons. The record is from RefSeq and is a predicted model, not a curated record. Gene Ontology annotation, molecular function: DNA binding. The coding region runs from base 1 to 1602 and encodes 533 amino acids.
AUGGAUGCAGAAGGCUCUCAUCCACAGGAGAGCGAGUUUGCGCAAUCCCCAUGGGUUGACAUGGGCGGGUUUCCGCACACCCAGGCCCAUUCACCACCGCUCGACUACCAUGGGUUUGGCUACGGCGUCCUGCCUUUAGAUCCGGCAUAUGGGGUGUCAAUACCACCCCCAUAUGCUUCUCUGCCGUUGACGUUGCCCUCCAACACCUGGCCCAGCAUGCUGACUCCUCAAUCACAAUUUCCCGAAGGGAGCGUUCCCCCAGUCCCAAUUCCUCCCACUUCUACUGUGUCACCCCCUGCUCCUGCACCUCCACCGCGGAAAUCGUCGACGAGUAGCUCGACUCCCCGAAGAACGCUCACUGAUGAUGACCGACGACGGAUGUGUCUCUAUCAUGAGGAGCACAAAACCGCAAAACAAACUGAUAUAGGAGCACUUUUUGGCGUGGAACGCAGUACUGUCUCCAAAGUGUUGCGCCAAAAGGAAAAGUAUCUGAAUCCCGAUGAUGGAAGCCGGUCUCCAAUCAAAAAAGCCAAAGGCAGAGUCCCCGAUAUCGAAAAAGCCUUGUCCAAUUGGGUCCGAAAUUACCAGCGCCAAGGAUAUCCGCUCAGCGACGAGAUGAUACGUGAAAAGGCCUUGUUCUUCGCGAAUACCUGUGGCAGCCCUGAUGGAAAAGAAAAGGUGUUGAGUGCAAGCUGGUUGGAGAAGUUCAAACAGAAGAACAAUAUCCUCGGCGCCAAAUCUCGCAAGAGCUCCUUUACCAAGAGCGAUUCAGAAAGUCCAACCCGGCUGACCAUCAACUCGCCGUUGGCUUCGGCUGUUCAGUCCCCCAGCGUUCUGUCUCCCAUCUCGCCAACUGGGUUCACGUCCCCGUCGCCUUUGUCGCCCAUGCAGAGUCGAGAGAACAUGAGAGCAGACGCUCUUUCUGAGGCUUUCGGGGACUAUCGGCUGACGCAUGCGAAAAGUGCCACAUCACUCGAUACAACAUCGUCCGUGUCCGCUGGUGUAACCAGCCCAUCAUCAACGCUGGUCACGGAUAGUCCGUUCACUCCGACUAGUCAAUCACGAAACACCUCUACCGAAACAAGCUCGAAUCGACCUCGAAGCCAGACAUUCCCGCUUAGCGUUGUUGAUCCGAGUAUCAUGGCCACAGAGGAUGGUCUUGAUCCGCUAUCUUCCAAGCCGGACCUGCAUGCCUUUCCUGGCACGGCACCCGAGCCACCGUCUGGGGAUCAGAACCCACCGUUCAUGCCAACUCUCGAUACAUCUUCGAACACGAUCAAGAGGAACCGCAGCAACCCCGAGAUCAAGACAAAAUCGAUAUACCCGCCACUGUAUUCGAAAUCGAAUACUGUCUCCCCUGUGAGCUCUCCAGGGUCGCCAACGCAGGAUGAAGCCCGGCGAGCCCUUGAGUUGGUAAUGAAUUACUUCGAGCAACAGCCUGCCGGCUUGGGAGCGCAAGAAUAUUUGACCAUCGGCAAGCUGAUGGAGAGACUUGAGCUCGCCAAAGCUCAGAAUACGCUCCCGGGAGGUCUUACCCGUAUCGACGAGCACGAAGACAUGCCCCAUGUGACAAAGAAGCGCAGCAUCCACAGCAUGGUCUAG